This is a messenger RNA of Knipowitschia caucasica, 987 nucleotides long. Lineage: Eukaryota; Metazoa; Chordata; Actinopteri; Gobiiformes; Gobiidae. The record is from the annotation of a GenBank genome assembly.
AUGAAACAACCGCAGCUCGGAGCCGCAGCUCGGAGCCGCAGCUCGGAGCCGCAGCCCGGAGCCGCAGCUGGGAGCCGCAGCCCGGAGCCGCAGCCCGGAGCCGCAGCCCGGAGCCGCAGCCGCAGCCGGGAGCCGCAGCCGGGAGCCGCAGUCCGGAGCCGCAGCUCGGAGCCGCAGCUGGGAGCCGCAGCUGGGAGCCGCAGCUGGGAGCCGCAGCCCGGAGCCGCAGCCGCAGCCGGGAGCCACAGUCCGGAGCCGCAGCUCGGAGCCGCAGCUGGGAGCCGCAGCUGGGAGCCGCAGCUGGGAGCCGCAGCCGGGAGCCGCAGUCCGGAGCCGCAGCUCGGAGCCGCAGCUGGGAGCCGCAGCCGGGAGCCGCAGCCGGGAGCCGCAGUCCGGAGCCGCAGCUGGGAGCCGCAGCUGGGAGCCGCAGCCGGGAGCCGCAGUCCGGAGCCGCAGCUCGGAGCCGCAGCUGGGAGCCGCAGCUGGGAGCCGCAGCUGGGAGCCGCAGCUCGGAGCCGCAGCUGGGAGCCGCAGCCGGGAGCCGCAGUCCGGAGCCGCAGCUCGGAGCCGCAGCUGGGAGCCGCAGCCGGGAGCCGCAGCCGGGAGCCGCAGCCGGGAGCCGCAGUCCGGAGCCGCAGCUGGGAGCCGCAGCUGGGAGCCGCAGCCGGGAGCCGCAGUCCGGAGCCGCAGCUGGGAGCCGCAGCCGGGAGCCGCAGCCGGGAGCCGCAGCUCGGAGCCGCAGCCGGGAGCCGCAGCCGGGAGCCGCAGUCCGGAGCCGCAGCUCGGAGCCGCAGCCGGGAGCCGCAGCUCGGAGACGCAGCUGGGAGCCGCAGCUGGGAGCCGCAGCUGGGAGCCGCAGCUGGGAGCCGCAGCUGGGAGCCGCAGCCCGGAGCCGCAGCUCGGAGCCGCAGUGGACGCUUCACACUCACUGUUCAGACGGAUACUCUACAGGAGACAACUCACAACUAUGGAAUCAGCAGCGGUUAG